AUGGCCGACCGGUUGGCACGACAAAAAACGGCUGCCCGCCUUAUUCCCUUAUGUUUUUUGCGGCCAGCCGGCGCCCAAUUUUUAUAUAUAAAUGUUGAGGAAGGAAACAUUCGUUCAACCAUUCACUUCACUCUUCACCCCACCUUCAACCAAUAUAUUCCUCCUCCUCAACUUCUCUUUUUGCUCAUUUUGCUUUUUCAUUCUUCUUCCUUCCUUCCAUCCCCCUUACUCCCUUCCCCCCUUUCGUUGAUGCUCAUACUCCUCUCAUUUUUUUACUUUGCCAUUUCCCGCAUUCCCGUAUUUCUUUACUUCAGAGUUCCUACUCCUCUCCUCCUCCUCAAUAUUUUCUUCAUCUUCUCCCAGUCAUUUUUUGUUGUCCUUCAAUGUGUAUUUAAUAUAUAUGUGCACAUAAUAUUUUCUCUAAAAUUUUAUUUUUAG
Molecule: messenger RNA, 438 nt
Organism: Meloidogyne enterolobii
Lineage: Eukaryota; Metazoa; Nematoda; Chromadorea; Rhabditida; Meloidogynidae
Source: the annotation of a GenBank genome assembly